Molecule: messenger RNA, 6117 nt
Organism: Besnoitia besnoiti
Lineage: Eukaryota; Apicomplexa; Conoidasida; Eucoccidiorida; Sarcocystidae
Exons: 9
Coding region: 1-6117 (2038 amino acids)
Biological process (GO): mitotic DNA replication initiation; lagging strand elongation; leading strand elongation
Cellular component (GO): alpha DNA polymerase:primase complex
Molecular function (GO): pyrimidine nucleotide binding; chromatin binding; DNA replication origin binding
Source: RefSeq, a predicted model, not a curated record
AUGUCGGGCUCGAAGCAAACGGCGCUGUCCGCCUUGGAAAAAAUCAGGCGGCAGCGUCGAGGGGAGGCCAAAGCAUCGGAACAAUACGAAGUCAAAGAUGAGAACGCAGAGAUCUACCAAACCGUGACGGAGGAGGACUACCAGAAGCUGAAGCAGACAAGGCGUGCUCAAGAGUGGAUCGAUGGUGAAGGCUACAGCGAUGACGGCGAGGAGUGGUGGGUGUCUAACAGCGAGGACGAUGAUGAGGAGGAGGACCGCGCGGCUUCGCGUCGCGAGAAGCGGAGAAAAGAAGGCGACCGCGAGACGAAGAAAGCCAAGAAGCCGCGCAACAACGCACUCGCUGCUGCGGCAGCCGUGGCAGCGGCCUCCGCAGAGGCCCAGGGCAUGCGUUCUCUGGUUCAGCACUUCAGCGCCAAAUCGGUGGAGUCAAACGCCAAGCAAGAACACAGCAUGCUCACGCAGCGCUACGUCGAGUCUCUGCAGUCCGUCGAUAAGCUCUUCGGAGACGACGACGAAGAAGACGGCGAGUCGGCUGCCGGUGGUGCAGGCGGCUUCCGAGCCGUGGGCGGGGGCGAAAGGAGACCGUCGCCGGAUGCCGAUUCGCGGGCGGGAAGGGCGAAAACGGCGCGCCCGCCUGUCUCCUUCUCCCUCGAGAGAGAAGGCGCAAGGAAAUCUGCCGGUGCAGAGGCGGAUCAAGGCGCUUCUAUGUUCUCGUCCUACGCGCCGUCUUCGUUUCUCGCCCAGUUCGGUGUGGGGCGAGCGGCGGAGAGAGCGCCUGGCCUUCAGGGCGCGCUCGGGGCGGCGUAUGUUUCUGCGGGGAGCGCCCCUGCUGUCCCUGGCGGGUUGGGCGCACGGUCCCGUCUCUCGGCGCAGCGAGAGGAGUUCCGCGAGACUUGCGGGCUAGUCGCUGAGCAAGAGAAGGGCGCGAACGGCCUCUCCCGCGCAGACGCGGCGGCUGGGAACCGGGAGAGGGGGGCGGGAGGUGAGGGAGAGGCGCAGGGCGCGGGGGGCGCUGCAGGGGAAGAGGCGUUCUUCGAGUGCGAAGAAGACGAAGGCGACGAGGAAGAAAGGGCCGCACAAGGCGAAGAGGCUGGCGACAACGCGGACCAGACACUCUUCAGAGCGACAGGAGAGUACGAGGCGAGUGGGCCCGUGGUGCCAAAGAAGGGAUUGACGCUCUUCAUGAAAGACGACGAAGAGGACGAGAAGGCUGAGACCCAGACGGCCAAGGGGGGAGCCGGGGACUCGCAGCGGGAAAACGGAGGCGCGAGCAUGUCUGGGGGCGACGCGCAGGCGGGCGGAAAACAGCUGCCGGUGUGUGAAGACGGGACUCUGCCAUUCUACUUCUUGGAUGCGUGGGAGGAGGCGGGCACUCUGUACCUCUUCGGGAAGGUCUGGAGCGCGGCGGCGAAACUUGAGAAGGACGGCACCGAGCCCAAGCCUCUGCACGCGUAUCGCAACUUCAGCCCGCCGCAGAGCUGCUGCAUUGUGGUUCGCGAUAUGAUGGUACCGCUCUUCUUUCGGACUCGCGAGCAGGUCGACGUGGCGACGCCGCUGGAGGGGGGGGCCCUCGACGACGCUGACUCGCAGGAUCGAUCGGGGGAACACCGCGACAGGGAGGCCGAGCCGGCGGACGGGGAAGGCGGCGGCGACUCGGAGGCGCGCGAGCGCGAACUGCGCCGCAGGCUGGAGCGCCGCAUGGAGAUCACCAAGGGUUUCUUUAAGCAGGACUUGCCGCGUCUGAAGCAGAAGUAUCGCUGGCGGAAGGUUGCGAUUAAGGGCGUCUUUCGCAACUACGCAUUCGAUGCCCCCGACGUGCCUCGCGGCCGCGACCAGACCUUCGUGAAGGUCUUCGUGCCAGCCAGCGCGCCAUUGCUGAGCCCCGAGGACCUGGAGGGCGAGACCUACACGCACGUCUUCGGCGUCGGUCAGUCGCUGAUUGAGCUGCUGCUGGUGAAGCGCCGCAUCAAGGGCCCCUGCUGGUUGCGAAUCAAAAACUUCUCGCUGCCUGAGUCGGCUCUCGACCACGUCUCCUGGUGCCAACACGAAGUGAUCAUUCAGUCGCACAAGGACGUGCGUCUCUGGAACGCAUUCGAUAAGACUACGCAGACGCGACAUGCCGACGGCUGCCCGCCGCCGCAUCCCCCCCUCACGGUAGUCUCUCUCGCGGCCAAGAGUGUCCAAGUUCCCUCGAUCGCAGCGGGUGCGCACGCGUCGGAGACAGACCGCCAGCUGGCGAUGGCGUCCUUCUUCGUCUACCGCGACGCGAACAUCGAGGAUCAAAGUGCGCAGCCGCGGCUGAGCCUGCACAACAUCUUCUGCGGCAUCCGCCGCGUGCGGACAGCCGGCGGCGCGACGGCGCGCGUCAACGCCGAGGGGCUGCCGCUGCAGUUCUACGAGCUCUGUUCGAAGCAAGGAUUCGGCAUCUUUGACGCCGAGAAGACGCUCUUGCUGAACUUCAUCAACCGCCUCGCCGCCGCCGACCCCGACAUCCUAGUCGGGCACAACAUCUACGGGAUGGACCUCGAGCUGCUGGGGCAGCGGUGCGCGGUCCACGGCCUGCCGGUCUGGCAUCGCCUCUCGCGUCUGAAGCGCCCAAAGCAUGUGAAGCCGCGCGUCAACUCGAGUUUCUCUGUGGGGGGACGCGGCGAGCCCGGCGGCUUUGGAGCUUCCGGACUGUGGGGAGGGCGCAUGCUGACUGUCGGGCGCCUCGUGUGCGACACCUACAUGCAGGCCCACGAGCUGUUGGGCCAUCGCGUGAACUACGACCUCGUCCCGCUGAUGCAGGAUUUGUUUCUUGCGCCGGCGCUGGCUGUGACGGACUCGGCGAGCGCGAAGAACUGGGUGACCAAUCUCCAGCGGAGUAUCCGCGCGCUGCGGCCUUUCCCGCAGCCUCAGGAGCUCCUCGAGUUGUUUCAGAGACGCGAGCCGCAGCCGCUGCUCGUCUGCCUGCAGAUGUGCGUCCAGGAGACCUUCAUGGCAGUCGUCCUGUGUUGGCGCCUGAACUGCCUGCCGCUGACCCGCGAGCUCACCACGAUUGGAGGCAACCUCUGGGCGCGAUCGCUACAGAAUCAACGCGCCGAGCGCAACUCGUUCCUCCUCCUCCACGAAUUCCACCGCGAAAAGUUCAUCUGUCCCGACAGUGAGGACCCGUACUCCCGCGGCGCGCAGAACAAACGCGGGCGCGCUGGCCGCGGAGCGGGCGGCGCCGUCCCCGUGAAGGAGGAAGAAGUGUGGGGCGACGAGGAGGCGCCUGGCCCCAGAGAGGCGGAAGAGGAGAACGAGGGGCCUCGCGAAGGAGACGAGCGCAGCGGAAGCACCCGCGCCAAGGCGGCGUACACGGGAGGCUUGGUGUUGGAGCCUCGCGUGGGGUUGUAUGACACCUUCGUCAUUCUGCUAGAUUUCAACUCGCUGUAUCCCUCAAUCAUCCAGGAGUUCAACGUCUGCUUCUCGACAGUCAAGCGCCCGAUGCGCCGUCGCCGACGGCUCCAAGGAAACGGGGGGACGCGAAGUGCCUUGGAGGAUGGAGAGGCUCGCGAGGAAGAUGGGAAUCGCGCGCAUGCUGCGGAGGAGGACGUGCAAGGCAUCUUGCCGACCCCGGGACUCCUGCCGCGCGUUCUGAGGCAGCUGGUGCAGAAGCGCCGCGCUGUCAAGGCGUCGAUGAAGGGCGAGACGAAUCCGGUGAAGCGCGCGACUCAGGAGAUCAAGCAGCUCGCGUUCAAGCUCACGGCAAACAGUAUUUACGGCUGUCUUGGGUUCAGCCGCAGCCGAUUCUACGCGAAGGAGCUCGCGGCGUUCAUAACACAGCAGGGCCGCAACAUCCUUAUGGCGACCAAAGACAAAGUGGAGCGCGGCCUCCGCCUCGAGGUCGUGUACGGAGACACCGAUUCCAUCAUGAUCAACACGGGUCUGCAUGACGACGGCGGGCAAGGGAAGACCUUCGCAGCAGCUGUCCGUCUGGGCGAGCAGGUGAAGGCGGAGAUCAACAAGAACUACAAGAAGCUGGAGAUCGAUUUGGAGGCCGUCUUCCGCCGUCUGCUGCUGCUGAAGAAGAAGAAGUACGCGUGCUGCAUCGUCCUCGACUACGCGAAGCGUCAGUACAAUCUCGAGCAGAAGGGGCUGGACAUCGUGCGACGCGACUGGGCGAAGCUGACCAAGGCCGUCGGCAACCAGCUGCUUCAAAUCAUGUUCCGCGUGGGCCCCGAGAAGCCCAGCGCUCUCGCCAACGCUCCCGCGGCGGGCGCCGAGGGCGCGCCGGCCGCGGCAGCGGGGCCAGAGACAGAGAAGGGCGAGGGCGCGGACGCGGACGCGAUGGACACCGUCGUCGAGGAGCUGCACGCCAAGUUGCGCGAGGUGGGGAAGCAGAUGCGUGCGGGCCGCGUGCCUCUGGAGUUUUUCGUGAUCACCAAAGCUCUCACGAAGCCUCCGCACAUGUACGCGCGAGGCGCCGGAGGGGCAGUGAUGCAUCCGCAUGUCCAAGUGGCUCUUCGCAUGCAGGCGCGCGGCCUGUCGGUCAAGCCGGGCAACGAAAUUCCCUUCGUCAUCUGCACGGAAGCGAGUGCGCGCGCGUUCCUCGAAAGCCGGGAGCCCGCGCCCGAGAGGGCAGACAAACCAGGAGACGCCACGGAGACAGGCUCGAGUGAGCAGGCCCCCGGGGGCGGCGCGGGCGCGAAGGACCGGCGCGCGGGGGGCACGGGGCCGCUGAGCCCAGCGGAACGGGCCUUCCAUCCGCGCGAAGUCGCGGCGAACACGGCGCUGGAGAUCGACGUCGGGUACUACCUCGAGCAGCAGCUGUUGCCGCCGAUUCAGCGCAUGUGCGCCUACGUGGAAGGCACUAGCGCCGCGCGCCUCGCAGAGUGUCUCGGCCUCGACGGCAGCAAACACGCGCGGGUUGACGGCGGCCUCGCGCGCCAAGGCGACGGCGACGAUGCAGACGACAGCCGAGAGGCGCGUGAGAAGGCGGGCGAGGAACGGAUCAUGGCGCUCAUCUCCAAAAGCGAGGAGAAGUACAAAAUGUACAAACUCCCGAUUAACUUGCCCUGCGUGGCCUGCAAGGCCGUCAUUCCCGGAAAAGACGUUUUGCAGUUCAUGCGCUGCCCCGCAUGCACGCGGUGGGUCGCGCCGUCGAUGCUGCGCAAUUUCGUGCGUCUCACCCUGGCGGCACUGCAGAGCAAGUUCUCGCGGCCCUGUUUCAGGUGCUCAUCGUGCAGCGAGCGCUUCGACAGACUUCCUCCGCCGUCUGGCUUCGCCUCGGGGCGCGGCUCGCGUUUCGUGUGCCCCCGCUGCGAAGAAGGCGAGCUGCGCGAGGAGCUGACGGCGCACCAGUUAUACAUGUACCUGGACGAGGUUCAGUUCUAUCUAUCCGGCGACCUCACCUCGCAGCAGCAGCUGCUGGUUGAGCGCGAGAAAGACCGAAAUCCGGAGAAGGCGGCGCUCUUGAUGCAGCGGUGCCGGCGCGGAGGGGUGGGCCCCGCGCACCCGCCAGCCGCGGGGGGGGCGUCGAGCUCGAGCAAAGACACCUGGCUGAUUCCCGUCGGCGUCGAUCCGAAUCUGGUCACCAAGGUUCUGGAGGAAGGCCGCGGAAAGCCGCCGAGCUUCAGAGAGCGAGUGGACAUCCGCGACGGGCUGGAGACCGCCUAUCAACGCGUGCGCGAGGCCGAAGUCCCUCCUAUCAAACGCGGCGUCGAGCUCCGCUACCCGCACGCCGUCGCGGCGUACAUCUACCUCGAAAAAAUGAAACAGGGCGCGGCCUGGGUGGACAUGCAACAAGAAAGAGAAAAACUGCAAAAGAUGGUCAGCGCGGUCUUGGAGCAGAACGCCUACAGAAUGAUUGAACUGCGGAAUGUUUUGAGCGUGAUGAAAGUGUCGGUUCCUCUAGAUCCCGCGAAGAGACGGUGGCAGAUUCUGAGAUGUCUCAAUCGCGUCAAGGCCCGCGAGACAGAACGCAAGGCGUGGGGCGUGGAGCUCCGGCACCGUGGGUCGUCUCUGGCUUCCCUGCUUGAUAAGAGUUCCACGCUGAAGGAGGAAGAAAAGCUCUUCGGGCAUCAAAAACUUCACUCUUCGCUCACGUGUCGUGUCUCAGAUAUCGUUGUGAAGAGAGAAGGGACGGCGGAGUGA